This is a messenger RNA of Aspergillus puulaauensis, 1512 nucleotides long. RefSeq lists its product as uncharacterized. The record is from RefSeq and is a predicted model, not a curated record. The coding region runs from base 1 to 1512 and encodes 503 amino acids. Gene Ontology annotation, cellular component: membrane. Gene Ontology annotation, biological process: amino acid transmembrane transport. NCBI's taxonomy places the organism in Eukaryota, Fungi, Ascomycota, Eurotiomycetes, Eurotiales, Aspergillaceae. The transcript has 5 exons. Gene Ontology annotation, molecular function: amino acid transmembrane transporter activity.
AUGGCACAGAAAGACGAAAUCGCAGGACUGGAAAGCACCCACGCAAAUACCGAAAUGGAUACAAAGGAAGACGAAACACUGAAAGGUACGAUGGAAGAGCAAGCACAACCGGAGCUUAAGAGAGGGUUCAAGAACCGCCAUGUCAACAUGUUUGCAAUUGCCGGCUCCAUCGGCACAGGACUCAUCAUUGGAAGCGGAGAGGCGUUGGCGUCUGGUGGCCCAGGGAGUAUAUUGAUUGCCUACAUUGUCAUGGGUAUGUGUGUGUACACAGUCAUGACGGCGUUCGCUGAGAUGGCUAUCUUUGCACCGAUGAACAAGGGGUUUAGUGGGUAUGCAACUAGAUUUGUUGAUCCGGCACUUGGAUUUGCGACUGGUUGGAACUAUUUCUUUAAAUACUCUGUGCUUCUGGCGAAUAAUCUCACUGCGACUGGCCUCGUUAUUAGAUACUGGAGAGAGGAUAUAAAUGUUGGCGUUUGGAUUGCUGUAUUCGGUGUUUUCGUCGUCGCUCUGAAUUUCCUCCCAGUCGAAAAGUUUGGCGAGACUGAAUUCGUCAUGGCAAUUGUUAAGAUUAUUGUUCUCGUCGGACUCAUCCUCUGCUGCUUCAUCAUCUCCCUAGGGGGGUCACCGUCAGAAGAACGCAUUGGGUUCCGAUACUGGAAUGACCCCGGUGCCUUCGCUCCAUACCUGGCCGAAGGGGACUUGGGGAGAUUUGUCGGCUUCUGGUCUUGCAUCGUGCAAAGCGCCUUUAUGUUCAUGGGAUGCGAAGUGGUUGGCAUCACGUAUGGAGAGGCCAAGAAUCCACGCAAGGCGAUUCCCCGUGCCGUGCAGCAGACUAUCAUGCGUAUAGCGGUCUUCUAUAUCGGUGGUGUCAUUGUCCUCGGUACGACGGUGCCAUAUACCAAUGACCUGCUCUUGUCUGCGAAUAGCCAGGAGACCAGUGCUUCCGCAUCCCCUUUUGUUGUUGCCCUCAAGCUCGCAGGGAUUGAGACAUUGCCUGCAAUAGUGAAUGCGUGUUUCCUCAUGUUCACCGUAAGCUUCGCGAACUCUGAUAUCUACAUCGCUUCCCGAACACUCUACGGGCUCGCCCGCGACAAACAAGCCCCAGCAAUCUUCGCAAAAACCAACCGCUGGGGCGUUCCCGUAUACGCCGUCAUCGCCGCAUCUCUAUUCUGUUGCCUUGCUUUCCUGAACGUGUCCACGGCUUCGGGUAAAGUCUUUGGCUACUUCGUCUCGCUGUCUACCGUUCUGGGUCUGAUAAACUGGCUGAAUAUUAUCUUAACAUGUUACUGUUUUCAGCAAGGCGUCAAGGCACAGGGUAUCGCUCGCGCUGGACUCCCGUGGAGGGGACCUUUGCAGCCAUAUGCGGCGUAUGUCACGUUUUUUGUUACCGUUGUCGUUAUCCUUUUCAGUGGUUAUGAGGCGUUCAUUGGAGGCUUCAAGGUCGAUAAGUUUAUUACGUCGUAUUUGGGCGUUGUUUUGUAUCUUUUUAACAUCUUGGUCUUUAAGGCGUAG